AUGGAAGUCGAAAUCCGGGCAAAUACCGACCAUACCAAUUUAAAUUUCACACUAAGAGUUGUAGGGCUUUACCCCAUAGGGAGCCCUUCCAGAAAUUCUCAAUGGCCGAGCUUGAACCCAGGCCAAAGAGGGGGUUUGGAAAUAGUUUUCAACCAGCAAUAGACGCGCCUCGGUUAGUACCUCACUAGCUGCGUCAUUGCCCCAAGCGCAAAGAUACUUAGCAACAUAGGAAAUCCCUGAUUUUAUAUGAUUGAUUAGACCUUUCCAUGUUCCUCCGGGUCGAUGUGGGACAUCUUUCAUGCCACUUACAAAUGCACUCAAGUUUAU
Rhodamnia argentea is the source of this 327-nucleotide messenger RNA. RefSeq lists its product as uncharacterized. The record is from RefSeq and is a predicted model, not a curated record. Lineage: Eukaryota; Viridiplantae; Streptophyta; Magnoliopsida; Myrtales; Myrtaceae.